UCCACACCCACACAUCAGUGGGGUGUUUAUUUCUCCUAACGAGGACUCUGACAUUUUCUGUUCGAUGAAGGCCUCAAAAAAGACGAAAUCUCUGAGCGGCCGUGCAGCUGCAGUGAAGCCUCAGAAGGAUGGAUAUCAUCUCCCAUCUCAUGAUGCCCUGGCACAGAUCCUUCCUGGUUACCGGAGCCUCGACAACGAAGCGAAGGCUGAGCUCCAAAAUGCAACCCAUCAGCAGCAGAGGAGAGAAGCUACACAGGCCAACAAGCCCAAGAUAAACCAAACAUAUCAAGUGCAUCAUCCACAUAAACGACCUCCACUGCAUGAUUUUGAGGGCGAUCCCAUCAUGGCAGAGAUCAACGACCUCCAAACUAAGGAGUUGGAGAACUAUCGCUCGGCCGUGAGUCGGAUGGCAGAAGACAUCAUAGCACUGAGGACACAGGUGGUGACGUUGGAGACAGAAAACAGUCGGCUCCGCACUGAUCUGUCUCUGCACCUGGACCUUGGCCGAGAUCUGCUGGAUGACGCAGACAUCGCCGUCAUGACCAAAGCUGAGAUUGCUGACCGUAUAGCUUCUCUCAAAUUCAAGCUGGCCAGUGAGACCAGUAAAGGGGCGACGCAGAGAGACAGAAUCCAACAGCUACAGGAUGAGCUGAUCAAGAAGAACGACAGAGAGAAGGAGCUGAUUAAACUCCAGCACCAGCACCAGCACCAGCAGCAGGAGGAUCUGCAGCAUCAGAGUUACGCAGCAAAGAUGGCCACAUUGGAGACAACAGUGAAAAAACAGGAAAAGGUCAUUGAGAAGAUGGAGAAAGCAUUAGAGAGUAAACUCAGAGAGAAGAACAGACCAAGUAUUGACAAGGGGCCGGUGAUUGAAAAGCACAGAGGUUCGACUGACUGCAGAACAGAAGAGGUGCAGUCAGCCCUGGCAGCUGAAAACUCUCGUCUACAUGAAGAGCUGGACAGGAUUCGCAAGCAGCCCUUCCCCGUCAUUACAGCACAGACAAAAGAGGUUCUAUCACUCAAGGAGAGACUGAGUUUAAUAAAUAAACUGGAGAUGGCCGAUGCAAGAGUCCAAACACUGGAGGCUCAGCUGGAGGAGAACUCUAAAGUGUGGGGGAAACAGAAACAGGAAAUGUUGACUAAACUAAAUGAGCACAGGCAUGGCUUCAUCGGAACAUCAUCCACCAAAAUCCUUCAUGAUGCGUCUUCAGUCAGUUGAGUUUUACGCAUUGUGCUGAAUUUUAAAAGGUAUUUAACGUGGAAUUAUUUCCCCCACUGUUUGCUACUGCUUACAGAUGACUGUAUCAGAUUCUUACAUCAGCAAAGCACACGGGAACCUGAAAAAUGACCAGUAAAUGAAAUAUAGGAUGA
Hippoglossus stenolepis (Pacific halibut) is the source of this 1371-nucleotide messenger RNA. RefSeq names its product coiled-coil domain-containing protein 33-like. The record is from RefSeq and is a predicted model, not a curated record. Gene Ontology annotation, cellular component: peroxisome. NCBI's taxonomy places the organism in Eukaryota, Metazoa, Chordata, Actinopteri, Pleuronectiformes, Pleuronectidae. Bases 65 to 1219 code for a protein of 384 amino acids. The transcript is spliced from 11 exons.